CACACUUUGUCUACAUAUUGGAGCCGUUUCCUAAUCAGAAGCAUCACACAGGAAACAGAAAUGAUGAAAUCAAAAGAGAAGGCGCUCAUUGUCCUGCUGUGUGUGACUACUAUCUGUGUGUCAUGGAGAGGAUAUAGGCCAUGCUCCCUGCCUCAGGACAAAAGCCUCUGUGCUUGUGAGCGAUGUUUAUCUGAAGAUGAUCCGUGGUUUAUGAAGCGUUUCAACAAAUCUGUUGAACCAUUUUUGUCAGCAAACUACAAUCUCUCAGAGGACGCUUUCAACUGGUGGAAGCGCAUACAGGGUGAAAAGCGCAGCUUCAGUACCUUCAGACAAAUAGUGGACAGGCUGUUUCUGACGGUCCUACCCAGUCCAGAUCUUCUAGAAUCCAGCCCUGACCGCUGCAGGACUUGUGCUGUGGUGGGGAAUUCUGUGAAUUUGAGGAGAUCACAUUAUGGACCGCUCAUAGAUUUCCAUGAUGUCAUCAUAAGAAUGAACGCUGGUCGAAUCGAAGGCUAUGAAGCAGAUGUUGGGACCAGAACAACUCAUCGUGUCAUGUAUCCAGAGAGUUCUGUAGAUUUAGAUAACACCACUCAUCUUGUGCUGGCUCCAUUUAAGAUACUGCAUUUUGAGUGGCUCACAAAGGCCCUCACCACAGGAUUUCACGGACGAUCAUAUGCACCAGUAAAAUCAAAAGUCAAAUCUAACAAGGAUUUGGUGAUGGUCCUGAAUCCAGCUUUUAUGAGGUAUGUUCAUCACAUGUGGCUGAAAAAGAAGGGCAAGUACCCCUCCACUGGCUUUCUGGCUUUGGUUCUUGCUCUGCAUAUGUGUGAUGAGGUCAGUGUGUUUGGUUAUGGAGCAGACAGUGAUGGAAACUGGAGUCAUUACUGGGAAAAACUCAGAAAGAAGAAGUUAAAAACUGGAGCACAUCCUGGAGAUACAGAGUAUAGAAUGAUCCAGGAGCUAGAUGAGCAACAGAAACUCAGGUUUUAUACAGGGUUUUGAUGUUUCUCUCAGCAUUUAGAGGAAGGUUAGUAGUAGGUAACAGUAGAAGAACCUGAAGGGAUUUCUGAGCUGCCAAUUGUCUAUGGUUUAGACAGAUAGGGAUCUUUGUGUUUUUGUAUCUAAAUAUGCUGCGCUUACUAGGCAGAUGCUACUUCUGGAUUAUGUACUGUAGAAAGCACAAGUUAUAAUUUUGACACACUAAUUUGUGCCUAAAUUAUCCGAUGUAACCUAAAAUGUAAUGGAUAAAAAACUGUGCCAAAAUGUCUUUUGUUUAGAUUGAAUCGGAAAGUCUGGGGUAACAAUUAAGUGUGCUGUACAUUAUUUAAAGUAUAUACUGAUGUGGUAACUGAUUUAAAAACACGGUUUGUUUUUGGUGAACUUUUCUGUAUUUUAAUGUUAAACACUUGAAUAUACCUGCAAAGAUACGUCAAUGGAAUUGUUUCCAAUAAAAACUAUGAAUUUGUAUCACAAAUAUUUUCAGCUUCAGAAGAACCUCAUGGUGGCGCUAGAGAAAAAGUUAGAGGAUCACCAACGUCAUUAGGAUCCAUUUUCUAGAAACCAUAAAUAUCUAUGCCAAAGUUUGUGCCAAUCCAUCCUUUAGAUGUUCAGAUAUUUCAGUCUUGACCAUGGAUGGUGUUGGUUUUAUAUCCCAUUGAUCUGUCUACUGAGUGAUUUAUUAGGCUCCUUUUAAUUGCUUCAGAUUAAUUUUUUUCUUUGUUUCUUAUGUGAUGUGUCUUUAAAUACAACACAGUCUCGCGGCAGUUCGUGAAAUGGUCACGUAAUUUUUCAUCUAUUCGUG
Messenger RNA from Sander lucioperca (pikeperch), 1801 nucleotides. Its product is annotated as CMP-N-acetylneuraminate-beta-galactosamide-alpha-2,3-sialyltransferase 1-like. The record is from RefSeq and is a predicted model, not a curated record. The transcript has 6 exons. The coding region runs from base 61 to 1002 and encodes 313 amino acids. NCBI's taxonomy places the organism in Eukaryota, Metazoa, Chordata, Actinopteri, Perciformes, Percidae. Gene Ontology annotation, molecular function: beta-galactoside (CMP) alpha-2,3-sialyltransferase activity.